AUCAAGCAUUUGAUGAUAUGCGUCGUCUUGAAUUAAUGAAUAAUUUAAUACAAAAAGAAAAAUCACUUGCUAAUCAAACUAUUUUUGAUACAUCAAUUGCUGAUACAAUUCUUUCAAAUCCAAAUCAUUAUCAUUAUUUUUUUAAAUAUUUUAUGUCAUUAUCAUCAGUUUUUAGUAUUAAUUUUGAUCGACAAUUUUUUCAAUCAUUUAUUAAUUCAAUUGAUAAACAAAAUGGUGAUAUGAAACUUAUUGAUAAAGGUUUUCAAUUAUAUCAUUUUUUAUAUCAAUAUGGACGAUAUGAAUUAUGUCGAAAAAUUAUUGAACAUAUUGUACAAGUUUUAACAAAACAAGUUAAACAGCAACAACAACAACAACAACAAAUUAUAGUUUGGACUUAUUUAUUUCGAGCAUGUUGUGCACUUGUACAAGUUCAUAAUCAAGGUAUGGAAAUAAAAGAAGCAUGGGCAAGAAUUGAAGCGGCAAAUGAAAUUUCAGAUAAUUUAAAAACAACUGAGAUAGAAAUUAAUAAUAAUGAUCAUGCUUGGUUACAUUUUACAACAUCUCAAACAGCAUAUGAAGAUGCGAAUUUUGAUGCUUGUAUUCAAUUUUGUUAUAGAGGUCUUAAAUCAGUUGAUAAAGAAAAUCAUUUAUUAAUUGUCGAUUUACUUUGUUCAUUAACACAAGGAUUAACAGCAAAAUGGAUUAUGAAUAAAGCACAAUCAACAGCUGUUAUGGCUGUACAAUAUGCAGCAAAACAUUGUGGUCAAAAUAGUCCUAAAUAUGUUUAUGCUCUUCAUCAACUUGUUCAAUUUUCUAAUGAAUUUAUACAAGAUCUAAGUUCUGUUGAAUUAGCACAAUAUGCAUUUGAUCGUGCUCGAACAGUUUAUGGUUGUGAAUCAUUACCUGUUGCUCAUGCUCAUCGAGCAUUAUCAAAAAGUUUAAUAACACUUGCUUCAUUAACAUAUUCUCGUCGUCCUGCACAUGAAAAUAAGAAAAAACAAGAUCCUUCAGAAACAAAUUAUCUUCAUCAUGCUAAUGAAGCUUAUCGUAUUGCACAAGAUUGGUUUGGUGUUGAAGAUCGUGUUCGUUUAUUUCCAUUUAAAAUGAGUCUUGCACAUGCCUUACAAUCACGUUUAUCAGCUGAUACAAAGGAAAAUAAAGAAACAUAUUUUAAUGAUGCUUUGGAAUUAUUAGAUGAUUGUCUUCAUAUUGCACAAAAUAUAUUUGGAACAAUGAGUUUUAAAGUUGCACAAGUCCAUCGACUUCGUUCAGCAACUUAUUUAAGUAAAAAAAUGUAUCAGGAAGCUGAAGAACAAUUAAAUAUAUGUUUACAAAUAUAUAAACUUUGUUUACCACCAAAUAGUUUUCAUUAUCUUGUAACAAACGCAAGUUUAGGUUUAAUUUAUAAACAGCAAGGCGAUUAUAAAAAAGCUUUACCACUCUUUCAAAAUAUUUCAAGAUCAUUAGAUACAGUAACACAAUCAUUUCGUUGGAUAAAUAUGGUUCUUGAAAGUCUUAUGGAAUGUUACAAUCAUUUAGAAGAAGAAGAAAAUGGUCAUGAACAUGAUGGAUCUUCUUCAAAAGAAAAUAGUGCAGCAGAAAAAGUUCGUGCUGAAUUAUAUGAAUGGCGACGUACAAGUGCAAAACGUAUUGAUUUAAUGAGUUUAAUUCAACAAGAAUUAACACAAACAAUAUAUCAAUUUCUUCAUGAUUCAACAAAAUUUCAAGGAGCUACAGAUCGUAUUCAUGCAUUAAUGCAUACACAACAUCAAGCAAAAACUCGAGCAUCAAUACCAGCAACAAAUCAAGAAGCUUGA
Adineta steineri is the source of this 1817-nucleotide messenger RNA. The record is from the annotation of a GenBank genome assembly. Lineage: Eukaryota; Metazoa; Rotifera; Eurotatoria; Adinetida; Adinetidae.